GGUAAGACUCGCCCGACCCUCCCGGGUAAUUAUCCCCCGGCGCCACCACCCGCUCGAGCAGUACGUGUGGCUGAUCGACCGCGAGGCCGGGCGCAACGACCCCAACUUCACCCCGAACUGGAACCUGUAUCGAGACGAGCUAACCCGGCAGUUCCGGCGCCUGCGCGAGGCCGACCCGCGCCUCAAGCCGCUCAUCGGCGAGGUGCACGUCGGGCGCCGCGCCAAGAUCUACAAGGAGCUGCUGCCCUCGGGCGAGGCGCUGUGCGUGCAGUGGUUCCUGGUCGGGGAUGCGAACGAGGAACGGGAGCAUGCGCGCACGAUGCAGCUGGUCGAGGAGCUGUGGGGCCCCGACGAGGAUGUGGACUCCGAGGCGGAGACGGUCGUGGUUCCGCUCGAUGUGCAGGGGCUGAGGAUUUCGGAGGAGGGAUUUUUUUGACCCAACCUACCCUGGAUGCGAGAUGGGGGGUGGGGCUUUUAGUUGAGUAUCUUGAUCGCUGGUUUGGUAUGAUGUUGAAUGAUUAUGUUACGUGAAUUAUAUUCAAUUUCGAAGUCUGUGAUUUCUGAGCUGAAAGGUGUGUAUAUUUAGGAGGAAGAAAUGAAGCGAAAACAAGAUAACAUCGAUAAAAUAUGC
This is a messenger RNA of Aspergillus uvarum CBS 121591, 631 nucleotides long. RefSeq lists its product as uncharacterized. The record is from RefSeq and is a predicted model, not a curated record. The transcript has a single exon. The annotation marks the transcript as partial. NCBI's taxonomy places the organism in Eukaryota, Fungi, Ascomycota, Eurotiomycetes, Eurotiales, Aspergillaceae.